Oncorhynchus masou masou (cherry salmon) is the source of this 7276-nucleotide messenger RNA. RefSeq names its product solute carrier family 12 member 2 (gene slc12a2). The record is from RefSeq and is a predicted model, not a curated record. NCBI's taxonomy places the organism in Eukaryota, Metazoa, Chordata, Actinopteri, Salmoniformes, Salmonidae. The transcript is spliced from 27 exons. Gene Ontology annotation, cellular component: apical plasma membrane. The coding region runs from base 560 to 4003 and encodes 1147 amino acids. Gene Ontology annotation, molecular function: ammonium channel activity; sodium:potassium:chloride symporter activity. Gene Ontology annotation, biological process: chloride transmembrane transport; cell volume homeostasis; chloride ion homeostasis.
UUGCCUUACUGCAGUGUGUAUAUAUGAGCGAGGCGACGGUUGUUUUGGGAAUCUCGGAAGAGUUGCGGCAAGGUCGAUAGAGCAUCCUACUCUUAAAAAAACAUCACAUCGCCGAUUUUAUUCGCUUUCGUACAAGUGUGCGGAAAGCUAGAGGACCGAGAGGCUACUCGGAGAUUUCAUCUCUUGAUGAGUAGCGUUGGCUAGGGCUGAAAGUUGAUGCCUUUUUUUAAUCUCUGAGAGUGUAUACUGAGACAGCUAGCAAGCCAUCCUUCUCCAUUUGUAUCUCUGCAUGAUUUGUGGUUGUGCUACCUUUUUGAGAGGCAGAAGUGGCAUUCGGCUUUUUCUGAAUUCGAAAGCACCGCGUUUCUCUGGGACCAACUAUCCAGACGGUCUUCCACCACUUGGGCGGUACCAGGAGUGUGAGCUGACUACUUAUAUGUCGGAAAGAACCGGGGUUUAGAAGCAGUGUACUUUUGCUAUUGCACACGAGUUGUGCCGGACAUUUAGCUAGGAUUUUUCCCCCCCUUAAAAGGUCCUUCAUUUACCGGUAAUAUUUGCAAUGUCGGCGCCAUCCUCCUUGCCUCCUGCCCAGGGAGAGAACCCCGCGCCAGAAAAUGAGGGUCUGGCCGUGGAUACAGGUUUGAAGCCCGCCGGCCCGACACCCAGCUCGAGUCGGUUCCAGGUGGACCUGGUGGCCGAAGCAGCCGGUGCCGCUGACAAAACGCUCGCAUCUGGCGAUAAAGACGCUCCCGCACCCGAAGGUUCGGAGCCAGCGGCGGGUGGCGAGGAGGCAAAGGGUCGGUUCCGUGUGGUGAACUUUGUAGAUCCGAGUGGAGCAAGCCCACCAGAAGCAGUGCCCGCUGAAGGUUUCCAGAAUGGAGACACCGUGAUGAGUGAGGGCAGCCUACAUUCUUCGACAGGAGGCCAACAUCACUACCAUUACGACACCCAUACAAACACCUAUUACCUAAGGACUUUUGGUCACAACACCAUCGAUGCCGUGCCGAACAUCGACUUCUACCGGCAAACUGCUGCGCCUCUGGGGGACAAGCUGAUAAGACCCACCCUUUCGGAGCUGCAUGACGAGCUAGACAAAGAGCCGUUUGAGGAUGGCUUCGCCAACGGGGAUGAGCUCACCCCGGCCGAGGAGGCCGCAGCCAAGGAGGCGUCCGAGCCCAAGGGAGCAGUCAAGUUCGGAUGGAUCAAAGGGGUGCUGGUGCGCUGCAUGUUGAACAUUUGGGGCGUGAUGCUCUUCAUCCGCAUGUCAUGGAUCGUGGGACAGGCGGGAAUUGUUCUCUCCUGUGUGAUCGUUCUCAUGGCAACAGUUGUGACCACCAUCACCGGCCUUUCGACCUCAGCGAUUGCGACCAACGGCUUUGUACGAGGAGGAGGGGCGUACUAUUUGAUAUCAAGAAGUUUGGGCCCAGAGUUUGGCGGCUCCAUCGGUUUGAUCUUCGCCUUUGCCAACGCUGUGGCCGUCGCCAUGUACGUGGUGGGCUUUGCCGAAACCGUUGUGGAGCUCCUUGCGAGCGUGGAUUGCAUCAUGACUGAUGAAAUCAAUGACAUCCGAAUCGUCGGAACCAUCACAGUCAUCCUUCUCCUGGGUAUCUCCGUGGCAGGAAUGGAAUGGGAGGCCAAGGCUCAGAUUUUCCUGCUGGUUGUUCUGAUCACGGCCAUCUUUAACUACUUUAUUGGCUCCUUCAUCCCCCUCCAGUCCAAGGAGUCGCAGGGCUUCUUCGGCUACGACAGUGGGAUUAUGAUGGAGAACAUGGGUCCGGACUUCCGGGGCACAGAAUCAUUUUUCUCAGUCUUUGCCAUAUUCUUCCCUGCAGCCACUGGCAUUCUGGCCGGUGCCAACAUCUCAGGAGACCUUUCUGACCCACAACUGGCCAUCCCAAGAGGAACACUCUUGGCCAUUCUUAUCACCGGUAUUGUCUACCUGGGUGUUGCAAUUUCUACUGGCUCAUGCAUCGUGAGAGACGCAACAGGAAACGCCAACGACACUCGCAGUACCCAGAUCAUGGCUAACUGCACCGACGCCGCCUGCAAGUUUGGCUACGACUUCUCCUCCUGCAAGAGUGACGACGGCCUGUACAACUGCAGAUAUGGACUCCAGAACGACUUCCAGGUCAUGAGCAUCGUGUCUGGUUUCGGACCCAUCAUCACCGCCGGGAUCUUCUCCGCCACUCUGUCCUCUGCUCUGGCGUCUCUGGUCAGCGCCCCCAAAGUAUUCCAGGCUUUAUGCAAAGACAACAUCUACCCUGGCCUGGAGAUGUUUGCCAAGGGCUACGGCAAAAACAAUGAGCCCCUCCGCGGCUACAUUCUCACGUUUUGCAUCGCUCUAGCCUUCAUCCUUAUUGCCCAGUUGAAUAUUAUCGCUCCCAUCAUCUCCAACUUCUUCCUGGCCUCCUAUGCUCUCAUCAACUUCUCUGUGUUCCACGCCUCUCUGGCCAACUCGCCAGGAUGGCGCCCCAGCUUCAAGUACUACAACAUGUGGGUGUCCCUGGCCGGAGCCGUGCUGUGCUGCGUGGUCAUGUUCGUCAUCAACUGGUGGGCAGCCUUGAUGACCAACGUCAUUGUCAUGGGCCUCUACAUCUACGUGAGCUACAAGAAGCCCGAUGUGAACUGGGGCUCUUCCACUCAGGCUCUGACAUACCACCAGGCCCUGACCCACAGUCUGCAUCUCAGCAGUGUUGAGGACCACAUCAAGAACUUCAGACCUCAGUGCUUAGUGAUGACGGGCUACCCCAACUCGCGUCCGGCUCUGCUCCACCUGGUCCACGCUUUCACCAAGAAUGUGGGCCUGAUGAUCUGUGGCCAUGUUCGCACGGGCUCCAGAAGGCCCAACUUCAAAGAGCUGUCCAAUGACCAGACACGUUACCAGCGCUGGUUGAUGAAGAACGAGACCAAGGCAUUCUACACACCCGUGUUCGCUGAGGACAUUCGGGAGGGCACCCAGUAUCUGCUACAGGCGGCUGGGCUCGGUCGUCUGAGGCCCAACACUCUGGUGAUUGGCUUCAAGAACGACUGGAAGGACGGAGACAUGAUGAACGUUGAGACCUACAUCCAGAUGAUCCAUGAUGCGUUUGACUAUCAGUACGGUGCCGUGGUCCUCAGACUGAAGGAGGGUCUGGACGUGUCCCACAUCUCAGAACAAGAUGACCUGCUGUCGUCGCAGGAGAAGACGUCGGGGAUGAAGGAUGUGGUGGUGUCCAUCGACAUGAAGGACUCUGACGGAGACUCAUCCAAGCCCUCGUCCAAAGCCACCAGCGUCCAGAACAGCCCAGCCAUCCAGAAAGGUGACGAUGAUGAACGCAAAGCCGCAACGAAGCCGCUGUUGAGAAAAGAGAAAAGCCCCCAGACGUUGAACGUGGCCGACCAGAGGCUCCUGGACGCCAGUCGGCUGUUCAAGAGGAAACAAGGCAAAGGCACCGUGGACGUGUGGUGGCUCUUUGACGACGGCGGCCUCACCCUGCUCAUCCCCUAUCUGCUCACCAACAAGAAGAAGUGGAAUGACUGCAAGAUCCGUGUCUUCAUCGGCGGCAAGAUCAACAGGAUCGACCACGACCGCAGAGCGAUGGCCACACUUCUCAGCAAGUUCAGGAUAGACUUCUCCGACAUCAAUGUACUGGGAGACAUCAACACCAAGCCCAAAAAAGAGAAUGUGACUGCCUUUGAGGAGAUGAUUGAGCCGUACCGGCUGAAGGAGGACGACAUGGAGCAGGAUACAGCAGAGGCACUGAAGGCCAGCGAGCCCUGGAGGAUCACAGACAACGAGCUGGAGCUCUACAGGGCCAAGACUAAUCGUCAGAUCAGACUGAACGAACUGCUGAAGGAGCACUCGAGCACAGCCAACCUCAUUGUCAUGAGCAUGCCCCUGGCCAGAAAGGGAGCCGUAUCCAGUGCUCUCUACAUGUCCUGGUUGGAGACUCUGUCCAAGGACCUGCCUCCCCUCCUCCUGGUACGAGGCAACCACCAGAGCGUCCUCACCUUCUACUCUUAAAAUCACACACGCCGCCUCUGGGACCGCCCACACCUCCUAUCCCAGUGCCCUAAGAGACACACAUACACUCCAAUGAAGGUAGAAACCGUAGCCAUUGAUAAUAAUGAUGAUAAUAAAGGAUAUGGUGUUGCUCUGGAGGUCCAGCCUCUUAUGUGAAAGGGGUCGGUCGGGGGGGUCCGCACUACUCUUUUCAAAUUGUACACAGCACACGAAAGAAGUGAACAAUUUUAAUUUACUCAAAGUUGAUUUCCUCUGGCUUGAAAGCAUCUGUUCAUGUGAUUCACACAUCGUUAUUAUCAUUAUUAUCAUUAUUGUUAUUAUUCAGAUUCUUCUCGAUGUCACGUUUUUAAGUUAGAUCAUUUUUGCUUUUUUCAAAGCAGCAAUAAUCGCCCUCUAAUUUUUCCUUUUCUUGUGUUGGGAGAGAACCAUACCGAAUGCUUUGCUACUCCUUUUAUAGCCUUAUGGAUGUGCCUUCCAGUUGGAAUCAAAGGAAUUAAAUUAUGAAUCGCUCUACCCAGAUUGAAUGGUAUGAAUAAUAUAGAUGGAUAAGUUAUUUUGUUAUUGAGUUUUAAAUGUUUUUUUUUUUUUUGAGGAAUGUUUUUAUGCGAGUGGAUUGUAAGGUUAGCAGAGUCUCUCCACUUGAUGGAACAAAAAGCUUUCUAGUGUUUAUUUCUCCUCCCUAAACGGUUUCCUAUUGUUUUCUGACCACCUGAUUUAAUUUUUCUCCACAUUUGUAUUUGUCUUCCUUCAAGCUGUGGAAAUUAAACAGUGUUCUUAGUGCAGUACCCUCUACCUACUUUAUAGUAGACACAAUCAACUUCAACUCUGAAAGGUGAUUUGGUUGGUGCCCAAGAAUGGUCUCUUAACAGAAAGAUAUCUGCAGGUCUACACUUGGAAGGUCCCAGGGGUCACAACAGAAAGAUAUCUGCAGGUCUACACUUGGAAGGUCCCAGGGGUCACAACAGAAAGAUAUCUGCAGGUCUCCACUUGGAAGGUCCCAGGGGUCACAACAGAAAGAUAUCUGCAGGUCUACACUUGGAAGGUCCCAGGGGUCACAACAGAAAGAUAUCUGCAGGUCUCCACUUGGAAGGUCCCAGGGGUCUUACCACCAUGCUGUCAGAAAUGACUGGGUUUAGCUUCGGAUUAGCCUCAUCAUGCCAGUUGUCUCUCAAAAGCUGCUAAAGCGAACAAGUGUUUCAACCAAAAGCAGCAAAACCCUGGGCUGAGUUCUUAGUCCACGUCCCCGUAGGUUCCCCUUAUUGACGUCUGUCCUCAGUGGAAUCGAUGGGCUGAAUCCUAAUUUGAGACUCUACAAUUUUACUCAAACUUUUUGCGGAAUUUGUGUAUUGAUGUCUGAAGGAGACUUCAAAGUCUGAGUUGGUUAAUUCAUAUCUCAAGUUAGGACUCUGCCCCUCAGGUCCCCCACAUUGGAGUGACUACAAAGGAACCGGUCUGGCCCUUACAACCGAAUUAAGACUUUGCCUUAACUUUGCUGAGUGUCUUUGUUCAGAGUUUGAGUUAGUUCCGUGUUCAAAAGAGGGGAAAUUGUAGGUAAAAGCUAUGGAUUAGCAUGUUUCAAGAGGGAACUGAUACAUGCCUCUAUGCAGAUGCGCUGUAAUCAUUACUUGUUAUAAAAGCCCAUAACUGGUUUAUUUGAAAGGUUCCACUGUCCCUCAGUUCAUUUUUGGACUAUUUAGUCUGGUCCUUAAACCUAUUGUCGGCCCACUUUGCCAUUGUUCCGGGAGAGUAAAAAUUGUAGUCAUAAGGCCAACCACGUCAUUGCCCCGCUCUUACCUAGUUCUCAUAAUUUUAUGCAAUUAAAGUUUUUUUAGUUUUUUUGGGGGGCAGGAGGCUUGGGUCAGUUGAAUGUAAAUCUGAUUAACACUAAAGUGGACGUUGAUGAAAGGAUGGUCUCUUUCUGUUGCUUUUAUUUUCAAGUACUGCCAUGUUGAGUUUUUGCUACAAGCUACAGGUUUUUUUAGAUUUCAGUCCCACAUGGAAAUCCACAUGCAGUGUGCUUUGCAGUUCAGGUUCAUUAUACUAUUACCACCCACACGACUGCAGCUCCCCAUGCUGUGUUCUUUAUCUAGACCAUGACUACACCAUGUGAUUAUGAAUUAAUAUAUAUAUAUAUAUAUAUAUAUAUAUCGUGUGUGUGUAUAUAUACAUAUAUGUAUACAUAUAUACAUGCUUUGCACAUUUGCAAAGCAUGUCAUUAUCUUCUUUUUGUCUUCUUUUUUUUAACGGGUGGGGGAUUGUACAUCUUUUUAGAAGCCAGAUGGUACAAUCUCACUAACCAAGAUAUGUUCUGUGUACUGGUGUGUAAAGCACUCAACCCUCAGUUAUUGUUACAAAGCGACAAUGUUACAAACAAAAACACGGGUUACUCUACAUUUUAUAUUUAAAUAUAUGAAUAAGAAAAGAUGUAUCAAUCCAACCGGGCGGGGCUCUUUGUCGUCGAUGUCACGUAAAAAUACAAAAAAAACUUGCUAUCGAUAUGUCACAACCAAAUAAGGUGCGUUCUUUCUUUUUUUUUUUAUGUGUGAGGAGUGUAAUACUGUAACAUCCUCUCAAUGUCAUUAUUUAGCAGAAACUUGACACUACUGUGCUCUAUCCAAGAGACCAAAACAUGUCACCUGCAACUGGUAUCCACGCCAUGUUGAAACUUCUUUAUCCUCUUUGUAUUUGUAGCCAAAGCCCCCCCCUCUUCUUCCUCACCCCCUCCAUCUGUCUUGAGUUGUUGUGAGCCAUGACAAUGGAUGAAGAAAAGCAUUGGUCAAAAAUUCUCAUGACUCAGAACCCUUAGUUCACACUGUAACUCGAAGAAAAACUAACAUGUAAAUAAAAGUAGUCUAACUAGGUAAAUUAAGGGAGUAGAAUAUUAAUGGCAAGUUAAUAAGGAGAAAGAUAUAUAUUUAUUUUAGUUUAGAAUUCUCCAAGUUUUUUUCCUUUCUGUUUUAAAUUAAUUUGCAUGUUCAUUUUUGCGUUUUGAUCAACAACAAAAAAUCAGUUUCUCUUUUUCAGUCUGGACAUUUCUAUCUUUUAUAUGCCUUUGAACGAAAAGUUGUGUUGACAAAGCAGUUUAAAGAUGUUUUCUCCUGCUCUUCCAUCUGGGUAGAUGUGAUCUACCUAGUUGGUUGAAACAGUAAUGUUUGAUAUACUGUACUGUUAACUGUCACAGAUGUUUUUUUUCUAACAUUUUAACAUUUAAGGUUACCAAUACUUUGUACAUCUAUUGCAAUAAAUAAAUUAAAUGAAUCAAUCGUUAUUAAA